This is a messenger RNA of Branchiostoma belcheri (Belcher's lancelet), 621 nucleotides long. RefSeq lists its product as uncharacterized. The coding region runs from base 1 to 621 and encodes 206 amino acids. The record is from RefSeq and is a predicted model, not a curated record. Lineage: Eukaryota; Metazoa; Chordata; Leptocardii; Amphioxiformes; Branchiostomatidae. The transcript has 4 exons.
AUGGCACACACAAGCACAAGAGUCACCGAAUUUUACUCUUCGCGUAAAAGAUCUGUAGUGCAGCAAUGUUCGAAGCGCAGGAAAGUCCAGAGGUCGGAAAAUGUUCCCGAAGCAUCAGAGAAAGAGGUAGAUGUGUCGCGCGCUAGACCUCUCGCGUUGUUCUUCGGGGGCCCCUCCGGACUUGAAGAAGAGUGUGACCCCGCAGCGAGUGUCAUCCUGGUGGAAGACACGCCGCCGGAAAAACAGUCUACUACCCGGAAAACUCAGUUCGUAGAUCGGAAGACGCCCACCAACAGAGGGUCAGACAAGAGCACCACCUCAGAAACUCUCCGGAAAAGGAAGAAGAUGGCUUCAACUACCACUGAGGCCACACUGUUUGACUGUAUGAAGGAAGGAACUCCGAAAAAGGGUUUCACGUUCAAGUUGGAUGAGUCGAGUGGAGAGGAGGAACAGAAGUGCACUAGGGUGCCAGCCAGGAGGAAAUUGGCGAUGAAGACCUCCAAAGACAGAUCGGAAGACAGGAACAUCAGCACCCUGCACGCCCACCAAGAGAGGGUCAGACAAGAGCACCACCUCAGAAACUCUCCGGAAAAGGAAGAAGAUGGCUUCAACUACCACUGA